GGCUUCUUUGGGUUUGCACAGUCCCUAGCAGUCAUAUUAAUCACACUGAACUCCACUGCAUCAAGGAUAAGUGAAAACGAAAUUUCUCCAGGAACUGCAACAGGUGUCAUGGGAGAUGGCAUCCUGAUUCUUGAGACAUUUCAUGGACAUGCAUAUUCCACUAGUGUUCUUCAUCUUCCAUAAGACUCACCUCUGGGUCAGCAACCUAUCUCCUAUGGAAAGUGUCCCAGGAGAGAACGGGGGGAAAGACCUCAGACAAGAAAAGAAAGUUAUGAGAGGCAGGAGGGACAGGAGAGAGAAAAACAAACACAGGGAGGACAAAACAAGAAAAAACUACUUACCUUUAACAGGGGCCGCAACACAGCAGAAACAGAGAGAGAAGCCCAUGCAGCUCAUUAGCCGUGCCUUUAUUCAGCUGAGGCCGGCCGGUGAUGUCACAAGGAAUCCCUGUCCGGCAGGAAUAAAGGUGGUGGACGGACAAGGAGGAGGGGGAGGAAGGACCCAGGGGAGUGUGGGGAUGCCAGGCCCCUUCUGGGAUCAUCACUGGGAAGAGAGAGCAGUGAACAGGGAGCCAAAGGAGGCUUCUGACGCUGGCCGCAGCCACAGCAACCAGGAACAAGCCACCAACACCAGAGGCGAGCAGGAAGCAGCUCCGUCAGCCUGCAAGACUUGCAGCAGCAGAGGAAACAGCAGAGGACACGCAGGAAUCACCACCACUGCAGGCUUCCCCAGUGCAGAUCUCUGAAGACCCUCCAAUCCCAUCUCUCCUCCCAGCCAAAGGGAAAGGCCCAACACCAGCUGCAGGUGGGGAAAAAGCAUGGAACCUCUGACUUUGCUGCCAGCUGCUCCUGCAAUAGGUAUCCAGGGGUGGGAGCAGGUGAAUAGGGAGCCACUGCAUCUGGGCCAGCGUACAGGUCAGCAGGAUGAGGAGGCUGGGUAGGGGCUUUCCAUAAACAUAGCCUAGGAAGUGGCACACCACACAAAGCAUGGGAGCCUAAUAGCUCCUGGGGCAUUUUAAAGACCUGCUCUGACUGUCUCUGGUUGGGGAAGAUCAGGAAAUUGAGCACAUCCUGCAGACAGACAGGAUCCCUAUCUGAACAGGGCUGUGCAGAUCCCUGCAGUGGAUAAAUGUAUGGACUGAGUUGGCUGGGGGGACAUUUCCCAGAAGGAGGUGUGUGUGUGUUCGGGUGCACUACGACCAGGCUGUGUUAAUUCUUAUGAUGACAGGUUGAGAGUUAUGGGGCUCUUUAGCCUGGAAAAGGGCAGGCUUGGGGCGAUCUGAUGGCCACCUAUAAGUUUAUCAGGGGUGUUCACCAGGAUCUGGGGGAAUGAUUGUUCACCAGAGCAGUCCAAGGGAUGACCAGGUCAAACGGUUAUGAACUCCAGCAAGACCGUUUCAGGCUGGACAUAAGGAAGAAUUUCUUUACUGUCCGAGCCCCCAAGGUCUGGAAUAGCCUGCCAUCGGAGGUGGUUCAAGCACCCACAUUGAACGCCUUCAAGAGA
Alligator sinensis (Chinese alligator) is the source of this 1503-nucleotide messenger RNA. RefSeq lists its product as uncharacterized. The coding region runs from base 143 to 745 and encodes 200 amino acids. NCBI's taxonomy places the organism in Eukaryota, Metazoa, Chordata, Crocodylia, Alligatoridae. The record is from RefSeq and is a predicted model, not a curated record. The transcript is spliced from 2 exons.